GAGAAAGAAACGUUGUAGAGAAAAAUAGGAGCAGAAGAAAACGGAGGUUUUUGUUUUUGUAAUUCCAAAAGUUUCUCUUUUUUUCUUCUCUUCCUUGUUUCGCCGUUCCUGCGAUUCUGAAAUUCCUCAAGCUUUUCAUCUUCAUUCAGAAUCGUAGCAAUGGCUUUCCCUCUUUUUUGAUCCGUCUCUCUCAUUGUGUAAUAAAAGGGGUCUCCUUUUUUUUUCUCUUCAUCCUCGCCGCCGGCUUAUGGCCAACUCGCCACCACCUUCGUCGCGAAAUCCUCCGAAGUUGGUGGAUUGUUGGUCGUUUCCGUUUCUUCUCUCUAGGGUUCCAACUCCCACAUAAUUUAAGGAUCUGUAUCGGAUUCAAUCCAACGAUCUCCGAUUUGAAUAUUUCGGGGAAAGAAUGGGGAAAGGUUGGUUUAUCGUAGAGAAAGCGAGAAGAUGCUUAAGGACGGUCUUCUUCAUGGUUGCGAUGUUGGUUUCGCUGUUAGUUUCGUCGUUGCCUGUGCUUGUAGCCAUCGGCGACGUGUUGGUUCCGACCUUUUUGCUUUCGAGCUUUACUUGUUUGACGUGCUACGGCUUUAAGGAGCAUCUGAGUCGAUACGCUUUCAAGAGCUCUCUGACUGAUAUUCCUCUCGUCUCCCUCGUCAGAUCUUUCCUUGUCAUCUGUGUCUACUCUCUAUCCGAUGCUCCUGCACUCUCGCACGGCCCUUACCUAGGAACUGUGUCGCUGUGUUCUGUUGUUUCAAUUAUUCUUCUAUCAGUAAAAGCUUGCGUUUUUACUGCAAAUUCUCAACUUAACGCCGAAGCCUCGUCCUCUCCGUCAAGGCAACGACUCCAUCUGAACAAGUCUUGGGGGAUGCCAGUUUUGUUCCUUUCGUCUGUGGUUUUUGCUCUUGGUCAUAUGGUUGUUGCUUAUAGAACAAGUUGCAGAGCUAGGAGGAAACUCUUGUAUCACAGAGUGGACCCUGAAGCUGUUCUUUCUUGCAAAAGUGUCUUCUCUGGUUACCAGAAAGUCCCACGUUCUCCAAUUCCUUUGGUAGGAAAGGCCUCCAAGAUUGAUGGCGAGGCAAGACGAAAGCUACAUUCUUCAGCAUCCAACGAUGAAGGAGAACUUCCUGCGAGAUUGCUUGCUGAUCUUGACAGCUUAUUCAUUACAGUCAGAGGGCUCACUGUGCAUUACAAGAUUUGCACACCUGGUACUCCUCGCCACUCAACAGUUGAAGCCAACUCUAUGCUUAACAUGCCAGAGGCCAUGGCGGGAAGGUUGAAGCUUGACAGGAAUAUACUGAGCAUGGUCACGAGAAACAAGCUCAAUCAUCACCACCAUAGGAGCUACAGCAGUCUGUUUAACAAUUCUUCUUCCUUGCACGACCCUCUCCUAGAUGGUUCUCCUACUUCUCCUCGUCAGGAAGAAGCGUGCCGAGAGGAUGUCAUCAAUGUGUCCAAUUUCGGUGCCACGGAACAGCAAAAUGUGGGUGGAAGCGGUCAAUUUGGUGUUGUGUUGGUCCAUGGAUUUGGCGGAGGAGUGUUUUCUUGGAGACAUGUGAUGGCUCCUCUUGGCCAUCAGCUUGGCUGUGUUGUCACUGCAUUUGAUAGGCCUGGUUGGGGAUUAACCGCCAGACCUCAUAAAAAGGAUUUGGAAGAAAGAGAGAUGCCUAACCCUUACACUAUGGAAAAUCAGGUAGAUAUGCUUCUUGCUUUUUGCCACGAAAUGGAAUUUGCUUCUGUAGUCUUGGUUGGCCAUGAUGAUGGAGGUUUGCUUGCUCUCAAGGCUGCACAAAGAUUGCAAGAAUCAAAAGAUCCCAUCAAUGUAAAAGGAGUGGUUUUGCUUAAUGUAAGCUUGACGAGGGAAGUAGUGCCAGCUUUUGCAAGAAUACUUCUGCACACAUCACUAGGAAAGAAACACCUCGUUCGUCCGCUUUUACGCACUGAAAUAGCUCAGGUGGUGAAUCGCCGAACUUGGUAUGAUCCUGCCAAGAUGACAACAGAUGUCUUAAGGCUAUACAAGGCACCACUUUAUGUGGAAGGCUGGGAUGAGGCGCUUCACGAGAUAGGCAGACUCUCAUCCGAGAUGGUGCUUCCAACUCAAAAUGCAUUGUCACUUCUCAAGGCAGUGGAAAACUUACCAGUAUUAGUCGUUGCUGGAGCAGAAGACGCACUUGUUCCCCUCAAGUCCUCCCAAGUCAUGGCUUCAAAACUCGUAAACUCUAGGCUAGUAGCGAUCUCAGGAUGCGGACAUCUGCCACAUGAGGAGUGUCCCAAGGCGCUUCUUGCAGCCAUGUCCCCAUUCAUUAGCAGACUUGUACUUAGUGAGGAGUGAGUGACUGAGUGAUCACGUCUAGUUGUCUUCUUAGCUGACAAUCGAUUAGUGUUUGCGGGUUUUUUUAAUCUGCCCCAAAAGGAAAGAAGUUGGGGUGAUUUUGAGGUCUUGGUAAUUCUGUAUUCAUUAUAAGCAGAGUUAAUGUAUCAUUCUCUGUUUUUCUCAUCAGAGUUGUUAAUGGUUGGAAUAAUUCUGUUUAUUUUCCACUUAAAAUGAAGAGUGGCUGAGCUGCUAAAUCUUUGUAA
This is a messenger RNA of Arabidopsis lyrata subsp. lyrata, 2571 nucleotides long. RefSeq lists its product as uncharacterized. The coding region runs from base 407 to 2326 and encodes 639 amino acids. Lineage: Eukaryota; Viridiplantae; Streptophyta; Magnoliopsida; Brassicales; Brassicaceae. The record is from RefSeq and is a predicted model, not a curated record. The transcript is spliced from 5 exons.